Choloepus didactylus (southern two-toed sloth) is the source of this 5671-nucleotide messenger RNA. It is a transcript of the gene ORC4, whose product is annotated as origin recognition complex subunit 4. The transcript has 16 exons. Gene Ontology annotation, biological process: DNA replication initiation; DNA replication. Gene Ontology annotation, cellular component: nuclear origin of replication recognition complex; nucleus. Bases 414 to 1724 code for a protein of 436 amino acids. The record is from RefSeq and is a predicted model, not a curated record. Lineage: Eukaryota; Metazoa; Chordata; Mammalia; Pilosa; Megalonychidae. Gene Ontology annotation, molecular function: DNA replication origin binding.
GCGGGGUGAGAGAGGCGGUGCGUGCGCUGGGCACGCCGGCAGUGGUUGCGUGGGGUUGGCAGCAGCAGGUGAGGCAGAACUUGAGUACGCGGUAAGGCUAUCCUGUGAAGCUGCUUUCACGGUUGUUGGAGCCCCGCUGUGUCCUGGGUUUUUUUCCAUGCCAGUUAUGACCACCUGAACAACACUGCAUUGGGAGUCUCUAAACCUAACAACGUCUCCUGCUUUUCCAGUUUGGGAGCCUGGAGUCAAGUGCCCUUUGGUGGUUCUGGCCUUAGUAUCUGACUUAAACAGUAAAGGAAGAGACAGAUUUGCAUGCUGUCUUGUCAUACCUUGCUCAGCUGCUGGCCCGUUAGCAGUUUCAGAGAAAACUGCAUUCCCAGAGUUGGCUUUCUAUUUGAUUUGAGUUUGUUGAAAUGAGCAGCCGUAAAUCAAAAAAUAACAGCUUAAUACAUGCAGAGUGCCUUUCACAGGUGCAAAGAAUUUUUCGUGAAAGGUUUUGUCAUCAAAGUCCACAUGGUAACCUAUUUGGAGUACAGGUACAAUACAAACACUUAAUUGAGCUGCUAAAAAGAACUGCUAUCCAGGGAGAAAGUAACUCUGUACUCAUUAUUGGACCACGAGGAUCAGGAAAGACCAUGAUCGUAAAUCAUGCUUUGGAGGAACUGAUGGAAAUAGAAGAAGUGAGUGAAAAUGUACUCCAAGUUCAUCUGAAUGGAUUGCUGCAGAUCAAUGAUAAAAUUGCCCUGAAGGAAAUUACAAGGCAGUUAAGUUUGGAAAAUGUAGUUGGAGAUAAAGUUUUUGGAAGCUUUGCAGAAAACCUCUCAUUUCUUCUGGAAGCAUUAAAAAAGGGUGACCGGACUAGCAGUUGCCCAGUGAUCUUCGUAUUAGAUGAAUUUGAUCUUUUUGCUCAUCAUAGAAACCAAACACUCCUCUAUAAUCUUUUUGACAUUUCUCAGUCGGCACACACUCCAAUAGCAGUUAUUGGUCUCACGUGUAGAUUGGAUAUUUUGGAACUCUUAGAAAAAAGAGUGAAGUCACGAUUUUCCCACCGGCAAAUACAUUUAAUGAAUUCAUUUGGUUUUCCACAGUAUCUUAAAAUAUUUAAAGAACAAUUAUCUCUACCUGCAGAAUUUCCAGACAAGCUUUUUACUGAGAAAUGGAAUGAGAAUGUUCAGUGUCUCUCAGAAGAUACAAGUGUACGAGAAGUACUACAGAAGCAUUUCAAUGUCAGCAAAAACCUGCGGUCAUUACACAUGCUAUUGAUGCUUGCUUUAAAUCAUGUAACAACAUCACACCCAUUUAUGACUGCAGCAGAUCUGAUGGAGGCAAACCAGUUGUGUAGCAUGGACUCUAAAGCAAAUAUUGUACAUGGUCUGUCUGUCUUGGAAAUCUGUCUUAUAAUAGCGAUGAAACAUUUAAAUGACAUCUAUGAAGAUGAGCCCUUUAAUUUUCAAAUGGUCUAUAAUGAGUUUCAGAAGUUUGUUCAAAGGAGAGCCCAUUCUGUGUAUAACUUUGAGAAACCUGUUGUUAUGAAGGCUUUUGAACACUUACAACAGCUAGAAUUAAUAAAGCCUAUGGAAAGAACGUCUGUGAAUGCACAAAGAGAGUACCAGCUGAUGAAACUCCUUUUGGAUAACACUCAAAUUAUGAAUGCUCUACAGAAAUACCCCAACUGUCCCACAGAUGUUAGGCAAUGGGCAACAUCCUCACUAAGCUGGUUAUGAAUGUGGUCAGUGACUUCAGUAUUGGAAUUCCAGGCAUACUUCUCUAAAGAACUAAGAGCUAUUGUCUUUGACAAGAUAUGUUACUAUAGUUUCUUAUAUUUAUAAACAUGUAUUUUUGUAUUUAUGGAAGACCUGCACAUGAAGCAUUUUAGCUGUGUCUUGCCUUUAAAUCAUGAGCAUUGUUACAUGAUUUAUAAUUCUAGUGAUUGAUUUAUAUUAUGUUGUAAGUAGCAGUUCAAAAGAAUAAAAUGUGACUAUUUUAGGAAUUGGACCAUACGCUUUUUUAACACCUACAAAGUAUUUAUGUGUUAUAUUUGAAAAGUUCAUUUCAGCCCAGCAGCCAGAUGUUUUUACAGACCCUUAAACCAAAGCAGCACAGAAACAUUGGUAAGUUGAGAUGCAAUGGAUAAUCUUUUGGUCCAGUUUCUACUGCAUUUCUUCCUGUAUACAUGGAAAUUCUGAAUUCUAUCCCAGACCCAGGUUUUUUGUUCAGGAGACUUACCAAUUUUGCCAGAGGAUGGAUCACAUGUAAGAGAGAAAAGGUGAGGGAGUUUGAACAGUUUCUUUCAGACUUUUCAAAAUACAGCUCUCAUACAGUCUGCAUCAGAAUCCCUUACAGGAUUUUUUUUUUUUUUAAUGCAGAUUCAUAGGCCUAUCCUCGGCCAAAAUAAUUAGAAUUUGCCUUUUUAGCAAAUACUUUAGGAGAUAUCUAGAAAACCACUACCACAAAUAACGGUAAGUCUUUGGCAGUGUUAGUUAAAUUUAUUUGUAUAAAAGAUAAAUCCCUAAGAGGAAUGUGGAAAUGUCAGUGGAAACAUCGCCUUAUAAUUCAGGCAUACAUAAACUCACACAGGUAUGUUUAAAAUGAAAUUUAAUAAGCACUCAGUUAAUAUUAAUGACUCAAUUUAUUCAAGAAUAUUUGUUUGCCUAUUGUGUACAUAGGCAAAAGAGACCCCAGCAGUGGCAGUCGGGUAUGGACCCUGGAAUUCAACCCAGGUUUAAAGUUUGCUCUCUAAGAAAUAAUUUAUCUGUCUUUUAAGAAAACUUAGAUGUAGAAUGCAAUACAAAAUUUCUUUGCAUAGAAGUAGCUUUUCAGUAGUUAAAACUUAUUCUUUUGCAUACAUAGUCUUUCCUCUCUCCUGCAAAACAGUUAAGCCAAGUCUUCAGAUCAUUUACUUUUCAGCAAUAUUUCAUUAAGGCUAAGGUUUGCAAAUUUGGUUCCACUCAUUAUUCUACAGUUUUUCAGGGUACAUUUUGCCAAAUAGCUUAACAUGGUAGCAUCACUAUUACUAGAAGCAAAGAUUUUACACUUCUGAGCUAUGACUGUCUCUUUAAAAGAAUUCUGAAUUAUUUUAGGGAAGUGCUGUCUGCUUUAAAGGGUGACAGCCUAAUGAACUGAUUUAAAGAUUGCAAUUUUUAUUAGCUUAAGAUGCCCAUGAAAGGCUGAUAACUCUCAUCUGCCUCCAUGGCUACAUUAAGAGCUACAACAUCCAGGUAAUACAGAGUAAAAACCUUAAGUAGGAAGGUGGUUUUAAUUUUUCACUGUUAGAGAUAAACAUUAGACAGUUAUAAAGCAAAUUAGGAAAAAAAGGAGGUUUGGUGAAAGUUUCACAAAUGAACUAUAGGCCUGCAUUCUAAAGGCAUUUUUGUGGAGGGUGGGGAGAGAAUGUUGAUUUCCUUUAUCAUACUCCCUAAUACAAAGAAGCUAAAAUGUAUUUAUUUACAGAGGUUUUUUUAAGUGACCUUCAAAAUAUAGCCUUAAAAGUAUAAGCAGGCAAGUAAUUGUAAAUUAACCUUAAAAUGUAACUUAAAGCAGCUUUUAAAUGUAAUCUUAAAAUGGGAAGUAGGCAGGGGGGUGAAAACCUUUAGUAUCACAAAAGAGCAAGAUGUAAGUGUAAAGUCUGCAACAAGUAAAGUUUUCAUCUGUGGUCCCCAGACCUCCCAGGUAUAAAUAAAGCCUUUUCAUCUAUCUCCCUAGACACCUGGGGGCACCUUUCACAGGUGUCACCUAGUUCCUAGAGGAAAACAGGAAAUAACUAAAUACUGAGAUUCUCCAAACCUCUGUUGCGUGUUAACUAAAAUGAUUACCUCUCUUGUCUCUAAUGGAUUUAGCCAAUUAAAGAAUCACUUCAGGGAGGUUGCCCCAAACCUCCCAGAUACAGAUAAGCCUUUCAUCUAUCACUUUUUCUGCAUGUAAUUAAAUGAUUAACUCUCUGUCUCCAAUGGGCAUAAAAACCAAUUGAAGAAACACUUGAGGAGGCUUAUUUCUGAAAACUACCCCCCCCCCCCAGCCGUUCUCUCGCUGGAGUAAAUAAACCCUCUUUUCCUUGUCAGUCUGGUUCGGUGUUGACUUCCGUUGGCUGCGCCGAGCGACGAACCCAUAUUGGAGAAGUGCCCCUUCUACAAUUUCAUUUCUUAAAGUGCUUAAACCAUCAUCAAUAAAAACCAAAUGAAAACUUGAUAGACAUGUCUUAAAGAUAGUCUUCAUUUACUAGAAGAGGAAUGUAACCUUUUACAACAAAAACAAAAGCCCAUCAGCCUCCCCUGGGUCAUCAGAUUGAUAAAUUUGUGAAGACUUGUUGGAAGUUUCAGUGCUGAUUUUACUCAGGUUCCCUCCAGGUGGCCCACAGGAUCUUUUAAAAACAAGGCAUCGUGCAUGUGAGUGGUUCUGAGGAAUUAAAUCCUGGUCCAAACUUCCUAUACUAUAAUGAUGUAAAUGUGAUAUAUACAGUGUAUUAACUUUCUGAACUCAGAAUCAGUGCUUUGCGGAACAUGCUGUGGGAAGCAAUUCAGUCUUUUCUGUCGAGAUUCCAUACAAAUUCCAUCGUUAUCUGCAUUUUAAAUUGGUUUAGAAGGCAGUACAGGUUCUUUCAAAACAACAAUUUAGGUGGCCCCCUCAUUCACCUUCACCUUAAGAAAAUUAAGAAUCCAUUGGGGUAUGAACUGUGACACUCAGCGGGACACUGUGGGGCUGACACUGUGGGGUUUUUCCCAUCCCCAUUUUCUUUGAAAGUCACAGUAUAAAGUCUUUGCAACAUUAAAAAUGGAAAUGAACACUAGUUUCCUUGAUGCACUAAUUACCUGAAUACAGAUCUUACCCAUUCAGUUGGUGAACUAGUUAAAUAUUCAAGAAAUGUAGUUUGUAUCUUUGAUGACGACUGUAUUUAUUAAGCCACAUUCUUCUAUUUCCAUAUCAAGAAACAAGGUAACUUCCUGGUGUAAGGAAAAUGUUCAAAAAUAGAUUGGGGUGAUGAAUGCACAACUAUAAGAUGGUAAUUGAACUGUUGAUUGUAGAUCAUGGAUGAUUGUAUGAUAUGUGACUAUAUCUCAAUAAAACUGCAGGGAAAAAAAAAAAAAAAGAAGGUGACUAAUGCCACCUAUCCAACAGCUUCCUAAAAUCCGUAGGACCAGCAUGUUCUUCAGUGGUAGUCUGCUUAGCCAAUGAAGGGAAAUGCCACAAGUGACAAACUUCCCUUCUUUCACCACUAUCCCCAUUCUUGAAAAUCUCAAUGUGUAAGUCUCAUGUAGAUUACAAAAGCUACUAGGCCCCUCUUUCUUUAAGAAUGUAGAGCUAAAGAAAGACUGCAUGUGCAACUCAUACCGUAUUCAUUUAUUUAUUUAAAUUGGGGAUGGAAUGGGAAUAGUAUACAUUUUAUUUGUACAAUAUUUAACAAUCACUUAUCCAAGGUGGGGUUUUAAGGGGAUUUUUUUUUAAGCUUUUUGUUAAAUACUUGCAGAAAAAACAGCAAGUACAAUUUGACAGUAGUACAACACCUGUGCCCAAAACACUGACAAGAAAUACAGAGUAAAGCUAAAAUAACUGCUUACCAAUAUCUUGAGAGGUAACAAAUAGGAUAUGGGUUGAGACUGCAUAAAAAACGUACUGCUGGUUGCAUAUCUGAGGUAAAUGAUGUUCAGUCGAGAUGCUACUUAUAUCAUUUUGCCCA